ACCCACAAACAUGACCGUAUAAUACCGGAGAUAGUAGCCACCAAGAUGUCAUCGAGGUGUGUUCGUAGAACCAUGACUGCAUCUCCUGCGGGUCCAGCUACACUACCGUAUACCAGUCUUCUUUCGAGGGGGUAGAUGGCGUCAACGUACUUGACUGCUGAGGGUGAUCUGGCGAAUUUCAGUACACAGGAAACUUGUAGCCGUCAUCUUACAUAAACCUAGCCUCACAAGUAUCUGUCUGGUACCAUGGCGACUGUUUGGACAUGGACCGCGCAUGGCGAAGAACAACUGAACAGAAAGAAAGCACAGGUGAUAUGGUACUGUGAGGGAACUUCAGUAACCGAGAGUCCUUGGCGUACCAUAAGGCCAUCCGCAAAACUGUGGACCAGGUCGAGAUCUCGAUGUCAUAUGAGGGGGCUAAUACCGGGUAGCUACCUCUACCGUACCGUAACUGCCUUUGCUCGAGGUAUUCAGGGAGGUCUCGCGUACUGCAGGAGGAAAAUAUGUGGUAUGGUGACGUACGGGAUCGCCGUGAGCUCAACAUCGGGCAACCACCAAAAAACGGUUGUUGGUAAGAAUCCCGAUCACAACGAGCCCGCCUCGGCGAGAGCCCAGCCGAGUAGGACGCAGUGGUUCCUCUGGCCUCUCAGAGAGGCGGGAAAGAAGCACGCUGGCCAUCGUAGUUCCAGGAUCAAGCUCGGUGUGUUGCUAUCGUCUUUGCUCCUUCCUAAUUGCCGUCGUGGCUUAGCGACGACUUACCCCAGGUAUAGUCACCGACGUCGGUGUGCAGGCAAUGUGGUGCGCGAAAGGUAGGUCUCGGGUAGCCCUUCAUUGUCAACAGAAAUGGGCCGAGAUAGAUUUGCUGGAAAAGGGGGGUCAAGGUGUUUGGGACCGCUACCUUUGGGGAUAACAUCAUUCAUGA
Molecule: messenger RNA, 922 nt
Organism: Colletotrichum navitas
Lineage: Eukaryota; Fungi; Ascomycota; Sordariomycetes; Glomerellales; Glomerellaceae
Exons: 1
Coding region: 247-813 (188 amino acids)
Source: RefSeq, a predicted model, not a curated record